UAAAUUUGCGGUCACACCGGCUAUUGCAUAAACUGUCAGUGCAAAACAAAAUUUUAACUUAAAACCGAGCAAUUCGUGCUAAUGGCAGCCAUAAUUAGGACUCUGGGUGCCAGAGCUGCUCACGCCGUUCUGGCGACGAAGCAUGUGCUGCCCGCUGCUAGCACAGCUGCUCUUCGUUUCGCCAGCACAGCGGCCGUCGAUGCCAAAAAACCGGAGAAACCCACUGUGCGAAAGCCGGAUGCAGCCGCUCGCACCAGUCUCUCGGAUUUCGGCCGCUACGUUGCCGAAUGCCUACCCAAGUACGUGCAGAAGGUUCAGCUGACCGCCGGCGAUGAGCUGGAGGUGCUUAUUGCCCCCGAUGGCGUGGUGCCCGUGCUGCAGUUCCUGAAGGAUCACCACCAGGCACAGUUCACCAAUCUGAUCGACAUUGCCGGCUUGGAUGUGCCUUGCCGGAAGCAUCGCUUCGAGGUUGUGUACAACCUUCUGUCGCUGCGCUACAAUUCCCGUAUUCGCGUCAAGACCUACACCGAUGAGCUGACGCCCCUGGACUCUGCCUGCGAGGUGCACAAGGCAGCCAACUGGUACGAGCGUGAGAUUUGGGACAUGUACGGCGUGUUCUUUGCCAAUCAUCCCGAUUUGCGUCGCAUUCUAACCGAUUAUGGCUUCGAGGGCCAUCCCCAGCGUCGCGACUUCCCUCUGUCCGGCUACGUGGAGCUGCGCUACGAUGAUGAGAAGAAACGCGUCGUUGGCGCGGCGUCAUUCCGUAAUGCUCCCCCCUAG
This is a messenger RNA of Drosophila obscura, 780 nucleotides long. It is a transcript of the gene ND-30, whose product is annotated as NADH dehydrogenase [ubiquinone] iron-sulfur protein 3, mitochondrial. The transcript is spliced from 3 exons. Lineage: Eukaryota; Metazoa; Arthropoda; Insecta; Diptera; Drosophilidae. Bases 82 to 780 code for a protein of 232 amino acids. The record is from RefSeq and is a predicted model, not a curated record. Gene Ontology annotation, molecular function: NADH dehydrogenase (ubiquinone) activity.